Messenger RNA from Biomphalaria glabrata, 1755 nucleotides. RefSeq names its product elongation factor Ts, mitochondrial-like. NCBI's taxonomy places the organism in Eukaryota, Metazoa, Mollusca, Gastropoda, Planorbidae. The record is from RefSeq and is a predicted model, not a curated record. Gene Ontology annotation, cellular component: mitochondrial matrix. Gene Ontology annotation, molecular function: protein binding; translation elongation factor activity. Gene Ontology annotation, biological process: mitochondrial translational elongation. The transcript has 6 exons. The coding region runs from base 146 to 1153 and encodes 335 amino acids.
AUGAGUGGCUGUAAUCUAGCAGUCAAAUAAGUCACUUGUUUUUUAGACCCCGGCUUAAAGUAUUACACAUAAUCUUCGUUUAUUUAUUCAUUAUUCUCAUUCUGUAUUUAGAAUAGAUCUAAUCUAGAUCUGUUCAGCGGAUAAGAUGACUGGUAUGCAUUGGACAUUAAAGCCAAGAAUUUGGCAUUUCCUGCAAUCUUCAGCCCGUAUGUACAGUACAGAAAUCAGUGUUGGAGCAGACAAAACCUUGCUUAGUAAAUUGAGAAAGCAGACAGGAUUCACAUUUAGCAAUUGCAAGAAAGCAUUGACAAAAUUUAACAAUGACUAUGAUCAGGCUAAAAAGUGGCUGGUUGAAGAAGCUCAAAAAGAAGGUUGGGCACGGGCUACAAAGCUUCAAACUAGGCCUAUGUCUCAAGGUCUGGUAGCUAUUGUGGCUGAUAAUAAGCAAGCCACUAUGAUUGAGGUAAAUUGUGAAACAGAUUUUGUAGCCCGUAAUGACAAGUUUACUUCCUUGGUGACAAAGCUGGCUCAAGAGUGUAGUGCUUACUUUGAGGCUUUACAAGAGAAAGAGGUUUCUUUAGGCAAAGCUGAGUUAGAUCAAAUCAAAUCCUCUGAGGCAACAACACUAGCAGACCUAGUGGUACUAAAUGUUGCUAAUUUAGGAGAGAAUAUGUCACUACGUAGAGGAGUGUUCAUCAAAGCUGAUAUUGGAACAGUGCUGUCGACAUAUGUUCAUCCCAAUACCAUUAAAUCACAAUCAUCACAAAAGGUAUUGCUGGGAAAGUAUGGAGCCAUUGUGGAGAUGCGCCAAGCCAAGACGGUAGACAAGCCUGCCCUCUCUCUUAGUGACCUCGGCAGCCACCUUUGCCAGCAUAUUGUUGGCAUGAACCCAAGGACAAUAGGUGAAUACAUUCCAAGGGAGAAAAAGGAAGAGCCAGUCGAAGAGAAACCUCUUGGGGAUGAAGACGAGGCAACAUCAGACACCGAGGGCUCUAGCAAAGUGGUAGAGGUAGAAGAUGACAGGUUGUUAAACCAGGAGUUUUUAUUGGACACCUCCAUGACUGUUGGGGAGCUUGUAUCUCUUAAUGAAGUGGAAAUAUUGCAGUUCAGGAGAUUUGCUUGUGGUGAAGAAUUAGAAGAUGAAAAGCAAUAAUCAAACUAGCUUUUUUAAAUAGUGUUCAUCUGAAAUACGUGUAUGCAACUGGCGAACUUUCAAAACAAAACAUUUUAUAAGAUACCUAAACCAAAAACUACCACUCCUGUCUUUGUUUUAUAUAAUUUUAAUGACCAGCAUGCCUGUUGCUCUACUCUACCCAACAGUGCUAGGAAAAAGAAUUUUUUUUUACCUAAUUAAAUUUCUUCUGCCAAAUUUUUUUUUUACAGGUUAGGUUAUUAUAAUUGACUUUGAAAAUAAAUAACCAAAGAAAUUAAUGUGUUUUUAAUUUUUCAAAAACUCACAUCCUUUAGUCUAAAACUUGUACAGCAAGUUACUUCUAAAUAUAUAAGGUUUUUUUAUAUUUUUUUUUGGAUAGCGGUACUGCUUUCAUAGGAUUUUAAAUUUAAAAGCUUUGGAUGUGUCAUUAAAUAUUCUUAAGGUAGGUAAAGAUGUUGUGUUUUUAAAUGUUUAACUGCAUUGUAAGUUAAUGUGUCCUCAUUUGUGUGAAUUCAUUUGCUGAAUGCGAUGCAUAAAAACUGUAAUUUUUUUUACCAUUAUGAUUGAAGUUAAGAAGAAAUAAAUGUGUUAUACCAAUUUUG